AUGCACGAGAACAACGCUUUCUCGUCCUUCAUCCCUGCCCCAGCGACAAGAGCGAUCCAGAAAACCAUCAUAGAGGUAUGCCCGAUUGCUAACGCCGGGCCCUACAUCGCUAUCAGGGACAGUAGAGGCUAUCGGCUGCUACAGGAUGCUAUCGAGAUCGAUGGCAAGGGACUCGUCGUCCCAGCCGCGGUCGAGGUCUUUCUCAGAUAUUUUCGCGGACAUCGUCUGCCCGUGAGGCUAUGGAUUCGGCACAUCUGCCUCCAAGAAUUCUCCUCGGCAGAAGAGAAGGAGUGGUACUGGACCCGUGACUUCCUCGACUCAAUGUACGCAAAGGCAACCCAGGUCGUGAGCAUGACCGAGGUCGUCACCGAGCUGCUGGAGAGGGGCAUGGUCGAGAGGAGAACGCAGUCAAAGUACCGAGAAUGGGACAAGACCUGGCAUUACAUUGGUGAUAAAUCGGAACCACCGCGACGGUUCACCUUACCCACCGUCUACCCAAUUAAGCUAGGGAAAAGCCCAUCCAACGAAGCGCCCGUCACGAACCACGACUACGUGCCGCUCGACAUGCUUGUUGGCGAGAUCCGCAUUCUCGUCGUGACGCCUUCGGAGGACCGCGAGGCGCCAGUCAUCACCCAUCUGGCCCAUUGCCCCAUGGUGUGCGAAGUGUCCUACCACGCCUUGUCGUACACCUGGGGCAAACCCGGGGAUACGGUCGAGAUCGUUGUCAACGGCCAGAAGAUGACAGUCCGACGGAACCUAGAGCAGGCCUUGCGUACAAUACGAAGCGAGAAGUUAGCAACACCCAUCUGGAUUGACGCCUUGUGCAUCGACCAGCUAAACGUUAUUGAGCGUACUAGACAAGUUGCACGCAUGUUUGACAUCUACGACCGCGCAUCUCAAGUCAUCUGCUACGUCGGCGAGCACAGCGACGAGACCGAUAUGGCGCUGGACUUUGUUAAGCCGAUGGACCAACUCAAGGUUGAGAUGAAUGAGAAGGGUGAGUACGAUAUCGGGAAAGAGGGGAACAAGAUUGGUCCUGAAGUCUAUCCUGCGCGCUGUGCGGCUUUGUACAAGUUCAUGUGCCGUCCGUACUUCAGACGAGUCUGGGUCGUCCAAGAAGUCGCCAUCUCAUCAGAUCCCGCAGUGAUAGUCGACAAUCGAAAAGCCGUCGCAUUCGGAUCCCUCGAUGCCGCCGCGUACAACUUGCAAGCCAUGAUAGCCUUCAACCCCGUUCUCAGAACGCAGAUGAUGAGCGCAGACCCGCAGCUAUACCAGUUCGGUCUAUCGUACAACGAGCUCAUCUUGAUCCGUAAACUUUUCUACUUUAGGCACCUGAUGGCCGGAGGAAAACUCUACUCCCCGUUCUUCUCACCCACCGUCCGGAAGGACAGCCCUGGCUUUCUCGAGGCCGCCAUUCUCACACGAGACUUCCAGGCAACCGACGGCAGAGAUAAGAUCUUCGCUCUGUGGAAUCUGGCGCAGGAUAAGGAGGGGCUGGACUUCAAGCUGGAUUAUAACAAAAGCCGCCAACAAGUCUUUAUUGACUUCGCAACAGCUUGGUCCAGACAGCACGGAAGUCUCGAUAUCAUCGCCGCCUCUGAGCCAUGGCAUAACGUCGAUAACUUCUACAGUCUCGUGCCGUCUUGGUGUCCCGAUUGGACCGUCCCAGCAGCCACAAGCUGCCUCGUCCGUCGAGAGAGGAUCCCCAUGAGGCCCAUGAGGCUGAUGGACGACUUGGACGGCGAGCUUUACUCCGCUGAUGGAGGAGUUGGACAGCUUCGCGACUUUGAAGAACUCUUUAGCUUCAACAAGGGCAUUCUCAACUGUCGCGGCGUUAUCCUAGACGAGAUUGAUGAAAUCAUCGAAGACCCAGGGAGGAUCCCCUUAGGACACGUAUUCCAGCCACCCGAUCCAGACGCCUUCUACAAGUUCCAAGAGUGGACAGCAGCCAUACCAAAGAUCUAUAAAGACCACAAAGCCAACCCGUACGAUGAUCCUCUACAAGCAGCCAUUGCCAUGUUCCACGGCGACGUGACCUCGGCCUGGAAUCGCCGCGGACAGAACCCGGAAAAGCUGGCAGCCCUCAGUGCUCGCUUCAAUAAGACCAAGGAGCAGGACGCGUGGCACCAUUACGACUGUAUGACUGCAAGGUCGCGCCAUAUCCCGACCCACGAGUGGCCUUUCAGCUAUGAAGGGCGUCCGUGGUUUGAUAUUGUACAGUCGGUGCUUCGAGGGAGGACGCUCUGUAUCACGAAAAAGGGGUACAUGGCCCUCCUGCCUUCGUACAUCUCGGAGAAGACUUUCGACAAGCCGUGGCUUUUGGCUGUGAUAGCGACGUGUUCUGUGCCAGUAUUGCUGAAAGAAGUUGACAGUGUAGACGGAGAGACUGUGUACAGGUUUGGUGGCACCUGCUUCGUCCAAGGAUGGAUGGAAGGGGAAAUGCUGAUGAAACCCGAAGACUCGGUAUCGCCGGCUGGGUUCUGGUUCACGGACGAGGCAAGGAGGAGUACGUUGCAUAUUCGUUGA
Messenger RNA from Colletotrichum fioriniae, 2526 nucleotides. Lineage: Eukaryota; Fungi; Ascomycota; Sordariomycetes; Glomerellales; Glomerellaceae. The record is from RefSeq and is a predicted model, not a curated record.